Mercurialis annua (annual mercury) is the source of this 1488-nucleotide messenger RNA. Its product is annotated as plastoglobule-localized metallopeptidase 48, chloroplastic. The coding region runs from base 110 to 1153 and encodes 347 amino acids. The record is from RefSeq and is a predicted model, not a curated record. The transcript is spliced from 9 exons. Gene Ontology annotation, biological process: CAAX-box protein processing. Gene Ontology annotation, cellular component: endoplasmic reticulum membrane. NCBI's taxonomy places the organism in Eukaryota, Viridiplantae, Streptophyta, Magnoliopsida, Malpighiales, Euphorbiaceae. Gene Ontology annotation, molecular function: metalloendopeptidase activity.
CACACGCAAAGCAAAAAAAAUCCCUUGUUUAAAAAAAUUAAACAAAUUUACCCUUAUCAAUUGCUGAAUUACUAAUCAGAAUUACACUGCUGUGUCUGCUUUUGAUUCAAUGGCCUCUGUGCCUGUCUCUUCUUCUUCUAUAUGCUUAUCUCAAAGAAAGCAAUAUUCUAACAGCUAUGGAGUAUCGGAACAUAAUUUAAGGUCUGGUUCGGAUAGUUUCAGAUUUAGGUCUUCUUUGAAGAAGAAUCGUGUAGUUAGGUUUUGUAUAUGUAGAGCAGCUUCUUCUUCUUCUUCUGCCACUACUGGUGCUGCUGCUGUUGUGUUUGGUGAUCUUGAUGCUGAUGAUUUUCGACAUCCGCUUGAUAAACAGAAUACGCUGCUGUUAAGAGCAAUUCCGGGGCUAAAUGAGAUAGGGAAGGCUAUUUUAGGAACUAUGACGGAGCAAGUCAUGCUGCUCGAGAAUAUCGGAACUUCAGUUCUUGUUUCUAAAAAUCAGCUCUCUGAACUUCACCAAUUGAUGACCGAGGCUGCAGCAAUACUGAAUCUUGAGGCUCCUGAUCUCUAUGUGCGCCAAAGUCCUGUACCAAAUGCAUAUACUUUGGCUAUAAGUGGUAAAAAGCCUUUUGUGGUCAUCCAUACAAGUCUAGUGGAGCUUUUGACACGAAAGGAAUUGCAGGCUGUUUUAGCUCAUGAGCUAGGUCAUUUGAAAUGUGAUCAUGGUGUAUGGCUUACUUUUGCCAAUAUUCUUACCCUUGGAGCCUAUACAGUACCUGGCAUUGGUAGACUGAUAGCCCAGAGUUUGGAAGAACAAUUAUUACGCUGGCUUCGAUCAGCCGAGCUGACUUGUGAUCGUGCAGCCCUUCUUGUAGCCCAAGACCCUAAGGUGGUCAUCUCCGUUUUGAUGAAAUUAGCUGGAGGAAGCCCAUCCAUAGCUGAUCAAUUGAAUGUGGAUGCAUUUUUGGAACAAGCUCGUUCUUAUGAUAAAGCUUCUUCUAGUCCAAUUGGGUGGUACAUAAGAAAUGCUCAAACACAGCAACUUUCGCAUCCUCUGCCUGUUCUACGCGCCCGUGAAAUUGAUGAAUGGUCCAGAAGUAAAGAAUACAGAACUCUUCUGCAACGUGGAAUACAGAAGAAUGUUGUACAAAAUAUAUAGCACAGCGCACCAUACAGUCAAAUCUUGAUAAAUUGAGCAGGUUUCCUCUUUAUUAUGCUUAAGAUGGAGGAGCAAGAGUUGAUCAUUUGCAAUUAGAUUUAUGACAAAACACCUUUGGUUUAUCUUGUUACUUAAUUUGACAACAGAAUUAUACGUCAGAAUGCACAUGCAUCAAUCUUGUAUAUGUAUAAUAGAAAGGUCUGAAAAACGAUCACAUUUUAUAUCGUUGUACAAUGGUUCUUGCCAUAACAAUUGUCAUCAGAAUGUAUAGAAACCGAUUUAUACAAUUGUAGAGUCGGAACAUAGUUGCUGAAUAUAUGUUUAUUUUCGAAUCA